AGGUACCAUCCUCUUAACUAGCCGGAUGGAUGAAUAGUAGAUAGUGAUCGGGACCGGUACAAUCAAAAAUAUCGAGAAGAGGAGAUCGUUCGAGGAUCUCUCAUCUGGUCGCGAGGUCGUCGUCGUCGGUACCGGUCGACCUGAUCGUUUCUUAUUUUUUUUUUUCAUUAUUUCAAAAAAAAAAAGUGACGCCGAAUGAUCUGGAAUUUAUUUAUUCAUUUCCUUAACCAGGAACCUCAUUCGCCAAGUUUGCCAGUUAUUUUUAUGAUUUUUAAAUUUAUUCUUUAUUACGGACAUCGUUUUGUUAAUUAGGAUUACAGUGUUAGAGUGUUCGAAAAAAAAAUAUACCGUUCGAGGAAAAAGUGAAACACGCUUUAGAGGUUUUUCUUUUUUUUUCUGUGAAACCAAAGUUGAAUGCUGAUUUGGAAUUUGUCCUAACGUUAUGAUACGAACCUUUUGAACACGGAAUACGAAUAUUUACAUCGAUUUACGAUGACUUCCGGUAGGAGUAUUUAUCUACUAGUCCUGUCUCUGGCAAUGACAGAAGCUUUUUCCAUUUCCUACACACAACCCGAAAGAGGGAGAAAGCUGUUUGGCGGGUAUAGAAUAGUUCCAAAGGUGUGUCAGCCAACGAAUCCCUCGAGAGUUAAGCCCAACGAACCAGCCAUUUGUAUGUUCAAUUACGAAUGUACUCAACGGACCGGAGAAGUUGUUGGUGCCUGUAUGGAUGGAUUUCUUUUCGGUGCAUGUUGCCAAUUGCCCUCGAAACAUGCCGAAGUCAAUAAUUUAGAGAAAGUUCAGGGCCCCGACAAUUUGCUAAGUGUCUAUCAAAUAGAUCAUGCACCUGAAAUACCGAUUCUUCUCAAUCCCGAUGGAACACCGGUGGGAUCAUCCAGCACAUCUGGUUCCCUACCACCAACAAAAUCCGAAUCACCAUCAAUAGGCGGAAGUUUCACGAAAAUUUCAACCAUUGGUCCUACAAAUCAUUUCCCUUCAACUAACAAUUAUCAAUAUACAAAAAUCACCAGUGAUAGUACGAAAAAGCCACAAAAUAAUCAACAAAUUAAUUAUAGUAGCUUAGAGCAAGACAUACCUAAUCUAUUUGGUCAACAGCAAAUAUUGGAUGAUUUACAACUGCCAGGAUUACUCACACAUUCGGACUCAAAUAAUGAUAUUCAAGAUCAUCAAGACACUGCUAUUCUCAGUCCAGUGACCACUCUACUCAAUGCCGAUCAAAUUCUACAAAUUGCAGAUCCUGUCGAUCAACUACCAGUAUUAUUCUCCCAAGGUAUCGCAAAUAAUAAUCAAACUGGUCCAGAGACAAUUCUCCUCAGUGAAAAUGGCACCGUUCUACAGGAGGUUCACAAUCCGGAUGAAAUUUUCAAACCAACGACCAGUUCAACGAAACUAAAGAUCAGUCAAUCAACUCCUGCUUAUAAUUCCUUAUCAUUUUCUAAAGCAACGCCCACGAAGAAAAGUACAACAAAGUUACCCAUUCUUACUCAAAAGUAUGCUUAUUCGGAAAAAUUGACAAGCUCAACUCAGAGUCUAAAGACCACGGGAAGUUUCACCCCUUCUAGAAAACCUGAUAUCAGUAAAAUUAAUGGAACCUCAACGACAGGAUUUUUAGAUUCAAAGGCUACUGCUUCAAAAGUCAUGUCAACCUUCGAAACAACCACUCCAAUGAAUCUAAACAGAAAUAAAAACAAAACGGAUCUAGUUAGAGUACCAACGAUCACUUAUGAUGCUGGAAACAAAAAGCACGAUGAACUCGAUCGAGAGGAAAUUGCCAUUAAUCACAUCAUUUCAAUUUUGAAUGAUACUACUCCAAGUUCAGACACGAAAUUCACUUCACAUUCUGGAAACACAGUUUCCUCAUGGACACAAAAUUGGGUGAGCAUUGAUGAAACAUCCAAGCCUUCAGUAUCCAGAAUAAGUUCCACUAGACCCAGUUCAAUGAGGCCUUCUUCCUUAUUGACAACAGAAUCAUUUCCGUACACUUACUUUAAUAAACAGAAACCAUCAUCAAAUUACUAUUAUUAUCAAGUAUCCACUGAAGGACCAGGAACAACUUAUUCUUCUCAAUCAUCAGGAGGAUCAGGAGGAACCUCAACGUACUUAUCAUCCAGACUUCCUCUCUACACAACCGGUACUUUCCCAGGUAGCAGUGGUUUAACAACAAGACCAACAACAAAUCCACCAGCACCCACUGUCAUCGUCCUAGGACCCUUAGGCACCGAAUACACAACUUCAGCCAGUCAAAAACCAUCAACCAGACGUCCUACCACAACCAUAAAAACAACAGUCAAUACAAAUCCCGGAACUAAGAAACCAGUCGUAUCAACAACAAUCACACACAACAUAAGUACCGUAAUUUCCGGAGCUACAUUAAACAACAAACACGUCGUAUCAACAAGCUACAUCAGUGUCAAUCUCAAAGACGGUACAAGCAGCGUAAGACCAAGUACUCUCAAAGACUAUCCAUCAAGCACGGAAAAAAUUGUUCCAAGCAGUUCAACACCUACCAUUAUACAACCAUUCUGGACCACAGUUUCACCCUGGCCAACCAAAAAGCCGACUUUCCAUCUGAAACCAUCUUUCGACCUCGAUAAAAAUUCAACCAAAGUACCAAUUACUUCCACCGCCUCAUCACUCGAGGAUGAAACAGCAGCACCUGACGAUUCAAUAAUUUUCCCCCCAGUCCGUCAUCCCGAACUAAACAUCUCAAAUGCCGUUGUUCAACAAGAGAACCCAACACUAGUCCUCAAGGGAAAUGACACAGACUAUCCGGAUAACUUCAUAGUCGGUGAUAUUCCAACACCCGCAUUCAUCGAGGAUGAUGUCUUAAAGAAUAAAGUAGACUCGUUUGUCAAUAAAAUUGUCGACUCCCUACAAGGUAAUUUUGAUGAUCUAAAAGAUGUUGUCUAUACAAAGGCAAAUACCACAGUUGCACCGCCAACAAAAACAUCAGCUGCAACUAAAAGGCCAACGCCUAGUCCAACAAAAAAACCAAAACCAUCUCAAGUCACUGUUAAGAAGCCAGUGACAAAAAAGCCAACAACAAUUCGACCCACCACUCCCGCAUCAGGACGACCAACAACACUAAAGUCAAAGCCAACAGCAGGACAAGUUUCUACAACAAAAAAAUCUGUUGCCACUACAAAACGACCGAAACCAACGAAAAAAGUUACAACACCGCCUACAACUGAACUUGUCACAGCUGAGGAUGUGUCGCCAACUGUUUCAGAGGGCACGCCAACCACAACGGGAAUUCCUGAUCUUACUUCGGCAACUGAUCAUCAAAAAGUUUGUGGAAUCAGGCCUCACGUAAAAGCAGGCAGAAUCGUUGGGGGUAAAGGUGCAAUCUAUGGCGAAUGGCCGUGGCAAGUAUUAGUUCGAGAAUCAACUUGGCUUGGACUAUUUACAAAAAACAAAUGUGGCGGAGUUCUUAUAACAAACAAAUACGUCAUAACUGCAGCUCAUUGUCAGCCAGGGUUCCUGGCGUCUUUGAUAGCAGUGUUCGGCGAACACGAUAUUUCUGGAGAACUAGAAGCAAAACGUAGCGUAACGAAAAAUGUGAAACGAGUAAUUGUGCAUAAAGGUUACGACGCGGCGACCUUUGAAAACGAUCUUGCACUACUUGAACUCGAGAGUCCAGUUCAAUUUGAUACGCAUAUUGUGCCAAUUUGCAUGCCCGACGAUAAUGAAGAUUUCACCGGACAAAUGGCCACCGUCACCGGAUGGGGUCGCCUCAAGUACAAUGGUGGAGUGCCUUCAGUACUGCAAGUGGUACACGUACCAGUAAUGGAAAAUUCAGUAUGUCAAGAGAUGUUCCAAAUGGCAAAUCAUCCAAAAUUGAUAUUAAACAGUUUUCUCUGCGCCGGCUAUGCGACAGGUCUAAAGGACUCCUGCGAGGGCGACAGUGGAGGACCAUUAACGAUGCAACGAGAAGACGGAAGAUGGGUUUUGGUUGGAACAGUGUCCCAUGGAAUAAAGUGCGCAGCACCAUAUAUGCCCGGUGUUUACAUGAGAACCACCUAUUUUAAACCAUGGUUACAAAUUAUCACCGGCGUUUAAAAGUGUAAAAAAAAUUACACGAAAGUCAACGGCACGCGAGCGUAGCGCCUCCUCCGUGCCACUUGUAUAAAUGUACAAAAUGAGACUAAUUUAUUCAAAUCUUAAUCAAGACGAGGAAAAUUGAAGAAGAAGAAGAAGAUGAUGAUGAUGAAGAAAAAGAAGAAGAAGCCAAUUAAUCGAUUUAAUCGUUGUAUUCUGUGUACAUAAUUUUAUUUUUCAUAAUUACUUUUAAAAAUCUGUGUUUAUUCUUAUCGAAAUCUAUUUAUUUGCAUAUUAGCUAAUAUUUAUUAAACUUAUUUUUGUAAAAAAAAAAAAUAUUUACAAACUCAUUUAUAAUUAUUUCUCUAAUUUUCUCUCUUUUAAGUUUAUAAAGAGAAAAGAAAUGUAAAUACGUUUCCUUUGUGACAUUUUUAAAAUAGA
This is a messenger RNA of Leptopilina heterotoma, 4497 nucleotides long. RefSeq names its product serine protease filzig (gene flz). The coding region runs from base 493 to 4077 and encodes 1194 amino acids. The transcript is spliced from 8 exons. The record is from RefSeq and is a predicted model, not a curated record. Gene Ontology annotation, molecular function: serine-type endopeptidase activity. Gene Ontology annotation, biological process: proteolysis. Lineage: Eukaryota; Metazoa; Arthropoda; Insecta; Hymenoptera; Figitidae.